Messenger RNA from Penicillium malachiteum, 387 nucleotides. It is a transcript of the gene tpcK, whose product is annotated as decarboxylase tpcK. The coding region runs from base 1 to 387 and encodes 128 amino acids. The transcript is spliced from 2 exons. The record is from RefSeq and is a predicted model, not a curated record. Gene Ontology annotation, molecular function: oxidoreductase activity. NCBI's taxonomy places the organism in Eukaryota, Fungi, Ascomycota, Eurotiomycetes, Eurotiales, Aspergillaceae.
AUGGCUUCCCAAGAGAAUCCAGCCUCGGCCCCAACCCUUGAAAAGCUGCUCUGCCUAACCAUCUGCGGCUACAGAAAGGCCGGAAUGAGUGAAGAGGACUAUCGGCACCACAUGACACAGAUCUCGGCGCCCAUGUCAAAAGAUUUGAUGGUCAAAUACGGAAUAGUGCGCUGGACACAGAUCCACAAUACCAGCGCCACCCGAGCCCUGAUGGGAGAAAUCUUCGACCCCCAAUUUGCAAAUGUGACAGACUAUGAUUGCUUUAGCCAGGCAGUCUUUCGGGAUAUUGAAGACUAUAAGCGGAUGAAGCAGGAUCCCUGGUACAAGGAGCAUCUGGUUGGCGACCAUGAAAAUUUUGCUGAUACGAAGAGGAGCCAGUAUGUUUGA